Molecule: messenger RNA, 1638 nt
Organism: Lizanozyma spartinae
Lineage: Eukaryota; Fungi; Ascomycota; Pichiomycetes; Serinales; Debaryomycetaceae
Exons: 1
Coding region: 1-1638 (545 amino acids)
Source: RefSeq, a predicted model, not a curated record
AUGAAGUUUGAAGCAUUUGUGGUGGCAUUCUGUCUUGCAAUACAAGUGCAAGCUGCUCCCUUAGAAGCCAGAGGGUUCUCUAUUUGUUUACCUGGAUCUCUUGGUAAGAUUGUUAGUGGGUUUUCAAACACUUUCUCGAGUUUAUUUUCCAAAUGGUUCAGUAAGAGAAGUGAUGAAUUGGCUUAUUUCCAAGUACAAGAAUUGUUAGAUGAGUUGGAGAACACUGGUUUAUACGAAGGGUUUGUUACCCAUUACGUUGCUAAUCAUCCUGAUUUUGCUAAAGAAUUUGAAGGAUGUUUAAAAUCAUCCAUGCGAUCGGGUGAUAUUUCCUUAAAUGAUAUCUACUAUUCCAUGGAGAAACAAGGUUUGUUUGAACAUUUCUACGAGAAGCACAUGAAACACACUAAGCCUAAGUUGAUUAACCUCUUCAACAGUGAAGGCUUGAAGUACGAUGUAUAUGAAUCCAAAAAAACAGAAUCUCACCCUCAUGAUUCUUACUAUGAAAAUAAGAAGACCGAAGCAAUGAACACCUUAUCCAAGUUGAUGGAAUACGGAAUCGAUGCACCUUCGGAAAUGUUUGACUACAUUGUCCAACUGUUAUCUGAAGCACACUUAACUUCCCAUGUGACCAGAUCUCUUGUUGAAAGAGAUAACGGACAAGAAACUGUGGACUGGUUGAUUAAGUACAUGCAAACACAUUCUGCAGAUGAUGUGUUGAAGACUAUUAAGGAAGCCAACAUCUCUGAGAAGUUGGUUGAUUUGGCCAUGACCCACUCUGAAUACUGGUCUUGGGCUUUAGGUAGCUCUAAAAAGGUAAAAAGAGGUAUCAUUGGUUCGAUCUGGAACUUGGUAACUGGUGGUAGUAGUGGUGGUUCUUCUUCUUCUGUAAGCGGAUCAGCGGUUUCAUCUUCUACCAAGGCAAGCUCCUCUCCCGGUUACGGUACUGCAAGUGCAACAUCAUCCAUUUCUUUGAUGACUGGUCAAAUCCUCACAAAUCAAAUUCUUACUUCUGGUGUAGCUUACUCUGCUGCUGCUGCUGCUGCUACUGGUGCCGCUACCACUUCAAAGAGUGCUACUGCCACUACCACCAAGUCCACAGCUUCAUCCACAUCAACUAGCGACCCUACCUCUGGGACAAACUUGGUUGGCUCCAUUAUGACCAUCGUUUGGGACAUCAUUAAGGGAGUUGUGAAUGGUACUGCCGAUCUGAGUACCCCUAGUACCAUUGGUAAGAUAAUCUUGGGUGCAUUACGUUUUGUUAUCAACCUUUUAAGUGGUGGUGGUAGUAAGUCAUCGGGCUCUUCUACCAUGUCAGCAAGCACGACAGCUUAUGCCACAGCCACCUCUACUUCCAGUGCUACUUCUGCUACUUCUUCUUCUACAGGAAACCUGACUUUGUCUUCAUUGUUUUCAAGUCUUUACAAGAGAGAUUACACCUUUGGCGAAGGAUACGGUAUUCUCGGUGAUGUCAUUGAAGAUUUGUAUAUUAGAGAAGUCGAAAACGGUGUUGACUUGACCAAGAAAUCUUUGGAAGGAUUCCCAAAGAACAGACAAGAUUUGGAAGUGUUCAAGAGAGAAAUGGCUGAUUACUUCUAUGAGAAUUUGCUUAGUGAAUUUGCUAAAAGGAUUGGCUUUUAA